Stegastes partitus (bicolor damselfish) is the source of this 4079-nucleotide messenger RNA. Its product is annotated as aconitate hydratase, mitochondrial-like. Bases 26 to 2374 code for a protein of 782 amino acids. Gene Ontology annotation, molecular function: aconitate hydratase activity; 4 iron, 4 sulfur cluster binding. Gene Ontology annotation, cellular component: cytosol; mitochondrion. The record is from RefSeq and is a predicted model, not a curated record. The transcript has 17 exons. Gene Ontology annotation, biological process: tricarboxylic acid cycle. NCBI's taxonomy places the organism in Eukaryota, Metazoa, Chordata, Actinopteri, Pomacentridae.
CCUCACAUCUUUGUCAGUGAACAAAAUGGCAACCUACUGUCUGACUGUCGCCCGGCUUCAGCUGGCACUGGGCCAUGGUGCACGGCGCCUGCAUGUGUCAGCAGCUUACAGAGCCAAGGCCAAAGUGUCUAUGAGCCGCUUUGAGCCUACUACCUUCGUCAACUACGAGAAGCUCCAGUCCAACGUUGACAUUGUGAAAAAAAGACUCAACCGGCCUCUAACCCUGUCAGAGAAGAUCGUGUACGGCCACCUCGAUGACCCCCACAACCAGGAUAUCGAUCGUGGUCGCACCUACCUGCGGCUGCGUCCCGACCGUGUGGCUAUGCAGGAUGCUACUGCCCAGAUGGCAAUGCUCCAGUUCAUCAGCAGCGGCCUGCCGAAGGUGGCUGUGCCCUCCACCAUCCACUGUGAUCACCUGAUUGAGGCCCAGGUUGGAGGCGUGAAGGAUCUGGCCAGAGCGAAGGAAGUCAACCAAGAGGUCUACAACUUCCUGUCCAGCGCUGGGGCAAAAUAUGGAGUCGGUUUCUGGAAGCCUGGAUCAGGAAUCAUCCAUCAGAUCAUCCUAGAGAACUACGCCUACCCAGGAGUGAUGCUUAUUGGCACAGAUUCCCACACACCAAACGGUGGUGGACUUGGUGCCAUCUGCAUUGGAGUUGGAGGAGCUGAUGCAGUCGAUGUGAUGGCAGGAAUCCCCUGGGAGCUCAAGUGUCCCAAGGUGAUUGGUGUGAAGCUGACGGGCACACUCUCAGGCUGGACUUCUCCUAAGGAUAUCAUCUUGAAGGUGGCCGGCAUCCUCACAGUAAAGGGAGGCACCGGAGCCAUUGUGGAGUACCAUGGACCAGGAGUCGACUCUAUUUCCUGCACUGGAAUGGCCACCAUUUGCAACAUGGGAGCAGAGAUCGGAGCCACAACCUCUGUGUUCCCUUACAACCACCGCAUGAAGACCUACCUGGAGAAGACUGGACGUGGACAGAUCGCUGCUCUGGCUGAUGAAUACUCAGACUUGUUGGUACCAGAUAAAGGCUGCGAGUAUGACCAGGUCAUUGAACUCAAUCUGGAUGAGCUGAAGCCCCAUAUCAACGGACCGUUCACCCCUGACCUGGCUCACCCGGUGUCUGAUGUCGGCUCUGUGGCUGAACAGAACGGUUGGCCACUGGAGGUCAAAGUUGGCCUGAUUGGCAGCUGCACCAACUCCAGCUACGAGGACAUGGGCCGCGCUGCUUCUGUUGCCAAGCAGGCUUUGGACAAAGGCCUGAAGUGCAAAGCUCAGUUCACAGUCACCCCCGGCUCAGAGCAGAUUCGUGCCACCAUCGAAAGAGACGGAUAUUCAAAGAUCCUUGGAGAGGUUGGAGGUGUGGUUAUGGCUAACGCGUGUGGACCCUGCAUUGGACAGUGGGACAGGCGUGAUGUGAAAAAGGGAGAGAAGAACACCAUCGUCACUUCCUUCAACAGAAACUUCACUGCCAGGAAUGACGCUAACCCUGCUACACAUGCCUUUGUUACCUCACCAGAGAUUGUCACUGCCCUCGCCAUCGCCGGUACAUUAAAAUUCAACCCUGAGACGGAUUACCUUACAGCACCCAAUGGUGAGAAGUUCAAGCUGGACCCCCCUAAUGGAGACGAACUGCCUGCCAGAGACUUCGACCCAGGCCAGGACACCUACCAGCACCCCCCUCCUGAUGGCACCAGCCUCAGGGUGGACGUCAGCCCUCAGAGCAACCGCCUCCAGCUGCUGGAGCCGUUUGACCAAUGGAGCGGAAAGGAUCUGGAGGACCUGCGGGUCCUCAUCAAGGUGAAGGGAAAAUGCACCACAGACCACAUCAGCGCUGCAGGACCUUGGCUGAAGUUCCGCGGUCACCUGGAUAACAUCUCCAACAACAUGCUGAUCGGUGCAGUCAACAGUGAGAAUGACGCUGUCAACAAGAUCAAGAACCACCUGACAGGAGAUUACGGAGGAGUCCCUGAUGUGGCCCGUCACUACAAGGCCAACAGUGUGUCAUGGGUCGUGGUUGGAGACGACAACUACGGUGAGGGUUCCAGCAGAGAGCACGCAGCGCUGGAGCCCCGGCAUCUGGGAGGCAGAGCCAUAAUUGUCAAGAGCUUUGCCAGAAUCCAUGAAACCAACCUGAAGAAGCAGGGUCUGCUGCCACUGACCUUCAGCAACCCAUCAGACUACGACAAGAUCCGCCCAGAUGACAAGCUCUCCAUCAAAGGACUCGAAACCUUCACUCCUGGAAAGUCUCUGGCCGCAGUCGUGAAGCACAGCGACGGCAGCCAGGAGACCCUGGAACUCAACCACAGCUUCAACGAGACACAGAUCGAAUGGUUCAAAGCAGGCUCCGCCCUCAACAGGAUGAAACAGCUGCAGCACUGAAGAUGAACAGAGAAAAAUAUGGGGGAGGAUUUUCCAGUGGGAAAACGGGGUGGUGAGGAUUGUAGGGAAGAAGGAGGAUAAAGAAUGUUAACGGUUGUUUCAUCAUCUGCAUUAGCUUACGGUUGUUACUGAAGAAAUGCGUCGGUAUACCUCGAAGAGUUCACUGUAGAGCGAAGUAGAAUUACUUCAGACUAAGUGUUAAGAUAAUGUCGAUGAUGGAACAACAGCAUCUGGUCUGCGGUCAGGUAUUUGUUCAUUUGUCAGUGCAUAGCUUUUCUUGAAGUUAUUGUCAGCCGCUGUGUUUCAGUCGAGCAGUGAUAACCGGUUAGAGAUUCUAUUGUGAAAGCAAACAUACACUUUAACACACUGAGCUUUGACCUGAGCGGUGAUACGCUGCCAGCUGAUGUGCUGCCUGUCUUUUUUUUUUUUUCUGCAGCUGUUCAAACAGGCCUGUACAGUCUGCAGGCCGCUUGACUCGGCAGCUUGUUGCUUUGGGAUUGUUUUGACCACUGCAUGGCAAUAAUGAGCUUUAGUCAAUCACUAUCAUUCAGCCUGCCUCUGUGUUAUUUAAAGUGCACCCUAAAGCGGUAAAUGCUGCCAUUUGCUGCGUCUGUGGGUCCAUUUAGUCUGUUUUGUGACGUGGCAAGGAUCAAACGGAUCCAAAAAUAAACUUCCAGGCAUUGGCUUCCAUGCUGAAGGUUAGCUUGUCUGUCCCCCUGGUGGCCAUGAGGAGGUACAAGAUAAAGCAACAGCAAUCUGACGUCUGUUUUCUAGGAAUUGUUUUAAAAAAAAAAAUCAGUAAAAACUAAAUUAAGUUAACUUGUAGGAUGAAUUUAACAUCAGAUUACUGUGUAUCUAAGAGUGUGAGACUAUUAGAGGUCAUUUCUCUAUCGAUGUCCUGUGCUACAGUAUAUUUGACUCAUUACAACACACAUCCUCAGUGUUACAAAUGGUUGUAGACAUUUCCUAUCAUACAAAGGGACACAUAUGCUUUAAUACUCUAAAAAAAAAAAAACAACUCACCCUCUUCUUCCCUACUACUGUCACUACCAACAUCCCUCACCUGCUCUCCUGAUCAAUCCCAACAUCUUUGCGAGCACAUCAUAUGUCUUCUCGACAGUUAUUUAUUUCUUUUUUUUUUCCCUGCAAAAAUCCACAUCUUGCAUGCAUUUCCAUAAAAGGCUUUUUGUCUUCAUGAACAGGGUAAACUUGGACUUGUGUCCUCUUCCAUCCUGUAUUUUCAGUGCCCUUUUUUGUAGGGUGUCGUGCCACAUUUUGCGUUAUUUUUACCCCGACAAGAAUAAAACCAUUGUGGGGGGAAAAGAGAGAGAGAUUAGCAGCACGUUUCAUAACAGAAGAGAGAAAUUGCUGUUUUUCAGUGCUGAGGCUUUUCAUAAGAAACCCAAAAUUACUGAGUCAGCUGGAUUUGGGUCUCUGUUGAUAUAAUUAAGUCAAGUUUGCUCCAUGUGAGCAGGGUCAUUUUUGUCAGAUCAGAAACAGCUCUUCGCUUCCUGCUUCCUGCAAACUUUAAUGCACCAAUCAGAUGAAGGCUUAAACCACCCCCUUCUUCUAAACCACUGUGUGUAAAGUGUCUGGUUUCAUGUGCAUUUAAUUGUUUGUGUUUCUUUUCUCCCAGAUUAUCUCUUCUGUAUUACAGAAAUACCAAUGGGUUGUAAAAAUAAAAUUCACAGAUCUCAUUUAUUUA